Molecule: messenger RNA, 1293 nt
Organism: Lactuca virosa
Lineage: Eukaryota; Viridiplantae; Streptophyta; Magnoliopsida; Asterales; Asteraceae
Source: the annotation of a GenBank genome assembly
CCACAACCCACGUAACAGCAGUCGGUUCCAUGAGCUGACGGGGCUGUUCAACAUUUUCUAUCACCAUCUUCUUCAAUUCCCCACCCAAUACACAUUUAUGCAAGUCUUAGGUAAAUCACUUUGAACUGUUCAUACCACUGUUUCAUGAUCACUACUUCAGUAUAAGCUUGGUUAAAAUCUGCGAAAAUGGCCGGAGAAAUUGAGCUGGAAGCAAGCGGUUUCGUAAACCCUAGCGAUACGGAUCCUCUACUUCAGAAUCACCAAAAUGCUGCUUCUGGUUCAUCGUCGUUGGCAGCGGCGGCGGGUUUGGAUUCUACUGAGAUUACGUGUGAAGAUGUUGAAGCUGGAUCGAUAACCACUUGCCGUAUUUGCCUUGAAUGCGACGGCGAGGAAGAUGAUGAUCUGAUAUCUCCAUGCAUGUGCAAAGGCACACAGCAGUUUGUUCAUCGUGCAUGCCUUGACCACUGGCGAUCUGUCAAGGAAGGAUUUGCCUUUUCUCAUUGCAUGACUUGCAAAGCUCAGUUUCAUCUUCAAGUUGUUGAGUUGAAAGACAACUCAUGGCGAAAAAUUAAGUUCAGGCUAUUUGUUGCUAGGGAUGUCUUCCUUGUCUUUUUAGCUGUUCAAACUGUGAUUGGACUGAUUGGAGGUGUUGCAUACGUUGUGGACAAAGAUGGAUCUUUCAGAACUUCUUUUAGCGACAGCUGGGAUCGUAUUUUAUCAACUCAUCCUCUACCAUUCUACUAUUGUGUAGGGGUGAUUGGUUUUUUUGUGGUGGUUGGGUUUAUUGGGGUGAUAGUUCAUUGUACAUCUCUGAACAAUGAUCCGCGAAUGGCUGGGUGUCAAAACUGUUGUUUUGGGUGGGGAAUUUUGGACUGUUUUCCUGCAUCAAUGGAAGCGUGUUUAGCUUUGGUUAUCGUUUUCAUUGUUAUAUUCAUCAUACUUGGAAUUGCCUAUGGCUUUCUUGCUGCCACCAUGGUUAUACAAAGGAUCUGGCAAAGGCACUACCACAUCCUCACCAAAAAAGAACUUACCCAGGAGUACGUAGUGGAGGAUCUUCAUGGACGUUACACCCCUCCAAAACUCGAUCCAGAACAUGCAGACCGCCUUAGAAUGCUCAAGCUUUUGUAAAUUCCCCUAUACACAAUAUAAAAAUAUAAUAAUAAUAAUACUAAUAAUAAUAAGAGUCUGGUUUGUUCCAAGGUUAAGUAGUUGAAAUACCAGUGCUUUUACAAAAGUAUAAGAGUCUUAAUAGGAACGCAUGAUAAAGUCCUCCGUCUUGUUAUAUAAUAUAUA